AUGAAGUCAAAUUAAUAAAAAAACCAUUAUCUCCUAGAUGCAAUCAAAUUUAUUAAUAAAGUUUUAGCACAUGAAGAAAUUCAAUAAUCUAUGGCAAUUAGUGAACAUAAUGAUGAAUUUGAUUUCCUUCCUGAAUCUCUUAAAUCACAAAUUAGACCAUAAAAUGAUGAAAGAGAAAAAUUUUAGUUGCCAUCUUUGAUACUAAUGAAUCCAUGA
Messenger RNA from Paramecium sonneborni, 216 nucleotides. NCBI's taxonomy places the organism in Eukaryota, Ciliophora, Oligohymenophorea, Peniculida, Parameciidae. The record is from the annotation of a GenBank genome assembly.